This is a messenger RNA of Hypomesus transpacificus, 6216 nucleotides long. It is a transcript of the gene nt5c3a, whose product is annotated as 5'-nucleotidase, cytosolic IIIA. Lineage: Eukaryota; Metazoa; Chordata; Actinopteri; Osmeriformes; Osmeridae. Gene Ontology annotation, molecular function: magnesium ion binding; 5'-nucleotidase activity. Gene Ontology annotation, cellular component: cytoplasm. The record is from RefSeq and is a predicted model, not a curated record. The transcript has 9 exons. Bases 3781 to 4809 code for a protein of 342 amino acids.
UGCUGUUGCUGCGUACAAUGCGCAGUCGCGGAUGUUCUUAAAAAUAGCAAUGGGAUUUUAGAGGUCAUUAGCCGUUUAUUAGGCACCAAAAGAUUUAGCUUCCUAACCGCGACAUGACAGAUCAUUAGUUGAUCAGCAGAUUCUAUUGUCACGGUCUUGUUGUUAAACUGUUGGAUAGCAGGUUUUCCCAUAUUGAUGCAAGGUAUGCAGACACCCCCUCCUGGCAUUUUGUCAAACCAGUUUUCCCGGAAUGUCAGUCACUGUGUCCGCGCAGGUGCUUGUUUAUCCCAAUACAUCACAUUCAAAGAAUGGUAACGCUGUUUGUCCUAUAUAAGACUCCCACUAACUUAUGGAAUCCUUUAUUAGCUGUAGACAGAACAGAGGACGGAUAUAUAAUUAUUUGUAUAUCACCUAAAUGUCCUGUUGAAUUCCCAUCGCGUCUAUCUCUGUCAGGUGGUUUAAGAGGCCCUUUUUAGAUGCUUAGCAUUCUGUUAGUACCCUGACCUGCGAUGAAGAGCCCCGGCCAUGGGCUGAAGGCGAGGCCAUCUGAUUUUGAUGAGGGUUGAACCAUUAAAGAAAAACAUACAUUAGUUUCUGAGCUCAGCAGUUGCAUUCUGAUGAAGUAGCGCAUCUGGUCCCUUUAAAACAUUCUAGAAUGUCGGUUUCCCUCUAACUUUAACGAUGUCAUUCCAUAUUCCGUUGCAAAAGACACAUUUCGAUGUUGGGCACGUUUGUUUUCCAACUGCUCUUCUCUGUCCUGUUCAAACAGAGGAUUGGUCUUGUACUGAACUGCUUUGACCACUGGGUGUCAGAAGUGAACAGCUUUCUUAUUCAUGCUCUUCAACUUCCCUUUUUCUUAAAUGAUAGAGAGACCCUUUUAAAUCGGACAUCAUGAAAUCUUUCAAGAUAGAUCCUCUUGCCUCAGAUUUUCCUUUUGUUUUGUACACCAGCAUAAGUAUUCUGGGCAGUCUUACCUAUUUGUAAAAUACCAGUUGAUGCAAAUGAAUGGUUUCUGCUGAUAACAUAAAUACUAUGCAUAUUCAGAUGUAUCAAGCUGCUAGUUCACAUAUUUCUUUGGACAUCUAGUUUCUUCCAUGUCAUUGGCUUCUGUAGUCACUCGAUCAGUUUCCUUUUGCGGCCUAUUAGAGCUUAUCUACAGUAAAGCUGAGAGCUAGAUCCAUGGUUACCUGGUGAGACUGUUCCAUCCAGGCUCUGUGUUGAUACUGUCAACUGGAGGGUAUCUUGCAACCAGGAUGAACCACUUUACUGAGGUCUAAAAUUAGCACAAAUAGUCAUUGAAUAGCAAAUCUCCAUAACACAUUGACUGGAAAUGUGCUGCUAUAUUCUGCAUACAACUCUCAAGCAAGAGCAUGAUUGAUCAGGACAGUGUGGUACUUGUGUGCGUUAAGAUUUAGAAAUGUAACUUAUUUCAAGUUUUAACCUUUUAUUUUACCAAGAAUUUUACCCCAUUGAGAUAUAGCCUAAUCUCUUUUUCAAUUGAGACCUGACCGACAAAGGCAACAGAGCAGGAUUUUAAAUUUUACAGCAGAUAUAUGAAAAACAUAAUAAUCAGUUGUUAUAAGAUUCAAAAGUCAGAGUGGCCAGUAAAGUCAUUGGGGUAAACCAAGUCCAGCUCUCUGAGUUUUAUGUUGGGCAGGUCGCAAGGAAGACCCAGUCCAUAUUGGCUUGUACUGACCAUCCCCUGAAGGGGGAGUUUGACCUCUUGCCGUCAGAAGAAGGUAUAGAGCUCCCACCCACAGAACAAAACGAUUUGGGGACUCUUUUGUUUGUUUUGCUAUUGGGAGGCUAAAUAGUCAUAAAUGAAUGGCAUGGGUUUUCAACAUUAAGUGAUCCUUGUACUGUAUUGUGUGUUGUCUUUGUGUGGUAUCAGGUAUGCUGGUUAUGUAGUAUUUUAUGAUGGAUUGAAUGUGUUUUAAUACCUGUCUGCAAACAAAUUUUCCCUAGUGGGAUCAAUAAAAUUGACUUGACUUGAUGUCAUGGUGGAACUGACCAACAGAGAGGGGUCAACACGUUUAUCACAAAGGAGUCAACUCAGGUUCCCGGAAUGCCAUUUCUGUUGAAGUGACAGUGUCCUGCCCAACCAAGUAACUAGGUGAUUAGACUUAUUGCAUCAUCCUUUUGGCUUUAAACUAAUAAAAGAAAACACAGACAUGUCAACAAAGAUGCAACCGGUUGUCAUUGAUACUAUGUCAGCUCUUGUCCCUGUGUCCUUGGGCAAGGCACGUCACCCUACUUGCCUCGGUGGAAUGUCCCUGUACUUACUGUAAGUCGCUCUGGAUAAGAGCGUCUGGUAAAUGACUAAAUUUAAAUGUAAAAUUGAAUCGUCUUAACAAUGUCUCGUUGAUCAAGGGUCGACAGUUGCUUGAAUAGGAAUACAGAGUGAAGUUAGUUAAUACAGUCAACUUACAACUUUCUUUUUCAAAUGUAAAAAUAAGGUGGUUUCAGUCUGCAGUCUCUGCUGUGUCAACUUUGAGUCAUGUGGUCUGGAUUGGUGUCAUGGUUGUCUUUUUAUUUUAUUUUUUGCUUUUGUCAAGGCAAUCCCAUGGUGGGAGGGAACGUUGAGCUUGCAUUUUGACAGCGGUUGGAAAAUGACAGAAACCGUCUCACAGGCGCAUGUCUCAUUUCAGUAUCUUGUUUUUGUGUCUCAUUCAGGUCUGGCUUUCUCUGAGUUUUUGUCAUUGUCUCCAUGUGAGUGACUAACUGUACCUUUUUGUGACAAAGACUGAAAAUAUGCCCACAAGUUAAAGAGAUUAACGCAAACCCAACACACCCAUUCUGCUGUGUUCUAACCUCGUUUGACACUGGGUGUGGUGUGGAAACCUUUAUGGAUUUACAGUGCAUCAUUUGUUUCAUGUCUUUGUUAAUAAACAGAAAAAACACAACAUCUUUAGGGUAAAGAUUUUGAUUGAUAUAUAACCUACAUAUAACGCCUAUCAUCAAUCCUGUCACAACAAGAAUCAUUCCAACCCCACCCACAGUUGUCUCCUUGUGGCUGAAAGUCAGGUGAUCGGCCAGCCAUAGGAACUGAGCAUGAAAAUAAGAAUACUGAUUGGACAGAUGUGUAGCUUUGGUAAAGUGAUGGGAUUGGAUGGGAUAAUCCUUGUUAGAGAGACUGCCAAAGGGUUUAUUAUGUUUCAGCUAGCUUUCUGAGUUGUCUCCGUUUUGGCCUUGCGGACAGGUUAGAGGCUGGGUUUCUUAGUUGAAUGUUGCACAAUGAUUUAAAAGAAUAGAGGUUGAACUCGAGCUGAGGCUUAACAUACAGAACAAGGGAGCAUUUGACUCCUGCCAUGUCUAUUCUAGGGUUCAUUCAAGCAGGCCAAAUUACAACAACCAUACCAUUGAUUGCCCGGCUAUUGUCAGGUGAGUGGCCGGCCAAUGAGAGACUGGUUACAUCAAUGGAGGUCUGUGUUUCCCUUCAUGUAGGUUAGUCUUGUACCCAGUGACCCUUAGUAAAAUAGCCACACACAACCAUGUCUGCCUAUUGGUGGAACACAGAGUGAAUGACCCAUGACCCUGUGACCCUAGACAUGGAGUGUGUGUGUUUGAGUGUGUGUGUGUGUACAGAGAGGGGAUCCUGUAAUGUGCGGGCUCAGCAUUACUGGAGAAAUGAGCCCUCAGCAAUGUGACCCAGACCCAGUCAAUAAGGCUAUCUGGAGAGACGUGGUCAGUCGAGAUCAAUUCUUGUGCCCUAGCGGUCAAAGUUGAGUGGGGAGGGAGGUGAAGGGUGAAGCGAAGGGCCUGGAAUGUGUGUGUGUGUGUAUGUCAUCUGUAACUAUCUGGGAGUGCAUCACCACAGCCUCUGCUCAGGGGGGGAGGCGAUAUGUGAUGGGAUCUAUUCCGGGUGCCGCCCCCCUGUGUUGCCAUGGCUAUAUAAGCCCCAGUCACCCAGAGGAUGUUUUCUUCACUCUGGUUUUGAGGCCCAAGAAAGAGAUGCCAGAGUUUGAGAAGAACACGGUCCACAUGAGGGACCCGGAGCGCGUGGAGCAGAUCAUCUGUGGUCUGAUUAAGGGCGGAGCCUCCAAACUACAGAUCAUCACAGACUUUGACAUGACGUUAAGCAAGUUCGCCGUCAACGGCAAACGCUGCCCGACGUGUCACAACAUCAUUGACAACUGCAGUCUCGUCUCUGAAGAAUGUCGGGAAAAGCUGCUGCAGCUCAAGGAGACGUAUUACCCCAUAGAGAUCGAUCCCCACCUGACAAUGGAGGAGAAAUAUCCUUUCAUGGUAGAAUGGUAUUUUAAGUCCCACACGUUACUGGUAGAGCAGAGGUUACAGAAGGACAAACUCCCAGAGGUGGUGAGGGAGUCAGACGCCUGCUUAAGGGAGGGAUACGAGCAGUUCUUUGACCGCCUCCAUCAGCACAACGUGCCCAUGUUCAUCUUCUCGGCCGGACUGGGCGACGUCCUGGAGGAGAUCAUCCGCCAGGCCGGGGUCUAUCACCCAAACAUCAAGGUGGUCUCCAACUUCAUGGACUUUGACGAGAAUGGCGUGCUGCGGGGCUUCAAGGGGGAGGUCAUCCACGUCUACAACAAGCACGACGGGGCCCUGCGCAACACGGACUACUUCAAGCAGGUGAAGGACAACUGCAACAUCGUGCUGCUGGGCGACUCCCUGGGCGACCUGCACAUGGCCGACGGCGUGCCCAACGUGGAGAACAUCCUCAAGAUCGGCUUCCUCAACGACAAGGUAGAAGAGCGACUGGAGAAAUAUCUGGACUCCUAUGACAUCGUCCUUGUAAAGGACGAGACUCUGGAAGUGCCCAACUCCAUCCUUCAGAAGAUUCUCUAACUCUCACCCCCCCCCCCCCCCCCCAGCACACAUCCCACUGCCCCCACAUGGAACUCAAGUGGAUCGCCUGACUCUAGAAGGCUACGACCAGCCCCCACCGUAGCCCCUCAAUAGACUCUAGCUCCACGGUCGACCACCUCUGCCCUCCUCGAAUCCCAUUCUGUGGCUACAAAGCAUCUUCACUAAGGCUCAUUCAUGGGGACAAAAUGUCAGAUCCUGACAGCUCACUUCACCACGUUUUUAAAGAGACAUUUAUUUUCCCCCCUCUGGUGUUUUUUAAGUACGCUAAUCUUUGUCUUUGUGUCUGUCCAUGUGUCCUACUGAACACUGUCUGCAUACUCCACCCCAGUAUGAAAAAAGAAAAAAAAAAGUAAUGCUGAACAAACAAAGAAAAUAUGUGAAACCCUCUUUUAUUAUUUGCACAUUGUUGUUAUUACAAUGUAUUUCCUAUAUUAUUUUUGAUAUAAUGUUUGUAUAAAAUGUUGAUCGGUUGAGCAUCAGCAGACGGUGCGCUGCCAGGCAGUCCCAGCAUGCUUUUGGCCAUACUGUCAUCAUGGAGGACACCCCGCGGCCCUCGUCUGCCAGACGUGUCCAUCUGAGGUGGCACCUUUUUCUUCUGGUUUCUCUCAUAUAUUUAACAGAUUCGGAUCGUCGUGUAAUAUUGAUGUUGGAGAGUUUUUUUGAAGGAAGUAUUGGGUUGCUUAUUUUCAGGAUGCAAGCAUGCCGGAGUGCUGCCUUUAUGUGCAACCUUGUGAGAACAGCAGUGAGUUGGGCAGAAGCGAUGCACUUUAACCUCUGUGUAUAAGUGUAACUAAUGUGGGAUAGGUUUUCAUGGAUGCAAUUGUCAUUCUUGCAGAAACUGGUUGUGUAUACAUUCUCAGACAGAGUUCUCAAUUAAAUACACAUCCGGUAAGAGCACUUUACUUAACGCAGCAACUGAAAGUUGUUAUAGGUGGUGGUAAACAUUGGUGAACAGACAGCAACAGUGUAUGUUUUCCAGCUGUCUAGAGUGCUACAAUGAAAGUAUACACUAGAAGAUGUUCAAUUCAUUCAUCAUUAUCACUAUCACCAGGGCUUUGGGACCUGGGGAGUCAGAACCUUCUAUUAGAAAUAAUAGACCAAGGGGUUGUUCUAGAAGGCCCUGUGUGUAAUUACUAUCUGGGGAAGUGAAGUACAAAAAUACUAUAUUUCUUAGAUUUUAACUCAUGGCCUUUAUUUUAUGGCCUUAAAAUAUAUAUUGAAAAGAAAUCACUACUUUUUGUUUCACAUUUGAACACUACCUCUGGGAUGUUCCCUGUGGGGGUGGAAAUGUCUGAGUUCUGUCUGCACUUGUUCAGUCUUUCAUAUGUGUCUGUGCUGCUACCACCUGCAUGUUGCCUUUUAUUAAACGUUUUGAGUUUGUCUGAA